This is a messenger RNA of Saccostrea cuccullata (small rock oyster), 2055 nucleotides long. Its product is annotated as tumor susceptibility gene 101 protein-like. The record is from RefSeq and is a predicted model, not a curated record. Gene Ontology annotation, molecular function: zinc ion binding; ubiquitin binding. Gene Ontology annotation, biological process: protein modification process; endosome to lysosome transport; protein transport. Bases 45 to 935 code for a protein of 296 amino acids. NCBI's taxonomy places the organism in Eukaryota, Metazoa, Mollusca, Bivalvia, Ostreida, Ostreidae. The transcript has 6 exons. Gene Ontology annotation, cellular component: ESCRT I complex.
CAGGUUAACGUCUAGAAUGACGACAAGGAAGUUCAUUGUUAUAUAUGAGAAUUAAAGAGAUGGCAGGUGUUGAUCAGGUUUUGAAGCAGGCAUUGAGAAAGUACAAGCAUGCAGACAUUGCGAAGACAGACGUAACUAAUGCAAUGUGUCACUUUAAAGAUCUCUGCCCAUCGUAUGACUGUUUUACUUUCAAUGAUGGCACAAGAAAAGACCUGCUCAAUUUGGAUGGAACGAUUCCUGUCCAGUACAAAGGUAGGGUAUACAACAUUCCUAUCGUGAUCUGGAUUCUGGACAAAUAUCCUUAUUAUCCACCCAUAGUGUUUGUGAAUCCCAACAGCAUGAUGCGUAUAAAACCUGGACGUAAUGUCGACCCAAAUGGAAAAGUGGAUCUACCAUAUCUUCAUAACUGGAGAUAUCCCCAGUCGGAACUGCUAAUACUGGUCCAGAUUCUGGUUCUUGUGUUUGGAGAAGAACCCCCAGUGUUUUCCAAAGCUGUUCCUAAAGCACAACCCCAAUCCCCUUACCCCGGGGCCGGUCAAUUUCAGACGCCUUACCCAAUGCAAGGGUCAACUGAUCAUUUAACCCAAACUCCAGUAAAGGAACCUCUUUUCAGUGCCCAAGACAUCUUACUCUGUGACUUGUGUCAAACAGAUGCAUUACAGAGUUAUUGUGAACUUUGUAAUGUAAACCUCUGUAUAAACUGUGUUGGAAAACAUCUGUCUGAUUCGUCUAAAAGACAUAACGUUGUACCAUACAGACACAAAACCUCUACACCUCACUACCCAAAAUGUUCAAAUCACAAGCACAAAAAUUGUGAACUUUACUGUGAGAAAUGUAAAAUUCCCGUCUGUACUUCCUGCCUCUCCUCUCGAAAACACAAAGGACAUAAUUUAUCUGAUGCGUUGCAGAAACUCAGCUCAACUCAAAAAAAGUAAACUUGCGAACAUACUACAACUGUCACCAAAUAUGGAUAGGUGUGGCAUAGAGAAAUUGACAUCAUUGUCAAUUACAAACAGGACUCCAAUGAUAUUUCUCAAACCCACAAAUCCAGGAAUGCUUAAUUCAGAAGUUUACCUCCAUAUGUUAAGGUUCUCUCAUAAUCAGAUCAACAAUGAACAGUUCCAUGGAGAUUGAAUACUGUUCGUUAUCUCAAUAUCCUUCUUCCAUAAAGUGAUCAGACCCAAAGGGUUCAUACCUUACCAUGUAAAGUUAAGGUAUUCAAUGUAUAACGACCAUAUUUUGUACCUUAUAAAUGAAUGGUCCGAUAUUCCUAAUCAUGGUAACAUUUUGAAGAUGUUAUCAAAUAAAUACGCUCCAUCAAAGGAUUUUUACAAAAUUUUGAUUAUUCUUAUCUCCAAUUAAUUGCACCUUGAAUUUUACAUUGAAGUCUAUGGGCAACGCAGGUUUUUAUAAGAUAUUGUAAAAAGUAAUUUGAAUUUCAAAGAAAUCUCUUGGUGAAAAUAUACAUAAACUCUCUUUAAUCAAAUAUUAAAUAAAAUGAAUUAUUUACCGCACAAAUUUUGAGAAAUCAAAAAUUUUCUUCUUUUGCUCAAGGACAGAUAACUCUUCAAAAACUUUUAAUGUGCAAAAUGACGGUCUCCUUACAGGUUAUCAGUCUUGUGAAUUUGGUUCAUGUCACUUUAAUCGUUAUCUAGCAAUGCAUUUUUAAUUAGUUUAAAAGUAUUUAAAAUCGUUCAAAAGCCCUUCAUUAUACAUCGAAUACCUUAAGGAAAUCCAAUACAUGUUAACAAUGUGUAAACAUAAACUGUUCGUAACUGUGAAAAUCUCUUUGUGGCUAAGUGAAAAAGAAUUGUGAAGAUAUUCCACUACUUGUAUAAAUUAAAGCACUGAUGUAUGAAAAAGGUUUUAAUUCUUGUAAAUUAAUGCUGUAUCAUUGUUAACAAGAGUCAAAACUGCAGUCUUGUAUGAUGAGUCAAAAUGAAUCUUUAUUUUUUAGUCUGGUGUGGUUAUAAUAUGUAUAAUCGGAAUCAUUUCAUAAAAAUAACUGUACUCUUGUAUAUAAAUACAAUAAAGAUAUAUUAUAUCAUAUCAGAA